Lolium rigidum is the source of this 1046-nucleotide messenger RNA. RefSeq lists its product as uncharacterized. The transcript is spliced from 4 exons. NCBI's taxonomy places the organism in Eukaryota, Viridiplantae, Streptophyta, Magnoliopsida, Poales, Poaceae. The record is from RefSeq and is a predicted model, not a curated record. The coding region runs from base 264 to 851 and encodes 195 amino acids.
CAUCCCUUCGGCUCGUUGAAGCUGCCGCGGCGGCUAGUAACAAUUGUUCUCGUGCUUGAUCCGAUUCCGGAAUCGUAAUACGAUUCGAGCUCCACUACGAGGCGGAUUACAACUCUGGUCUCAGUUUCGCGUGUAAUUUAUUUGCACUAUAAGAAAUAAGGGGCACAAACAAAUCGAUCCAUCGGUCUGUCCAGAUUAACUAUUGGGGAACCGAAGAUUUCUUAGAGCGCUUUAUUGUUCGUAAGCCAAGCGAUCGAUUUGCGAUGGCCUUGCGAUUCUCACUGAAGAAAACCUGCUCCUCGUUGGCCAGAUCGGGAGCCCUCUUCCAUGCGUCUGCUCCAGCAGCCGCCGCCCGACCUAUCUCGGAUGGUGUUAGAACGCUCAAUAAUGUCUGUCGUGGAGUUCUCCAACUCCACCCAAGUUCGGUGAUGCCCAAUAAUAUUGGGCUUUGUGGCCUUGCAACAAGGCACCUGAGCACAUCUCCAUGUCCUCAUGCUGCUGCUGCAAAAAUAAGCUGCCCCAGAACUGGUAUGCCCUCAAUAAAUAUAAACCACAUUAAGUCAGCAUCUGUCAACUCGUCUAGAGGGGCCCUGCGAACUUAUUCAUCCAGGGCAACCGUCGAAAGCGAACUAUCACAGGCAGCACAAAUGGCAGCGUCAGGAGCUAGCUAUCGGAACUUUUUGAAGGGUGUUAGGCUCGCUGCCUGUGCUUUGAGCUUGGUAUGGGCCAUCACUAUUUACUCUGUGUGGUCAAAGCGCCGCAGAUGUUCUUGCAAUGGUCUACGUGGUUGCAAUGGUCGCCGCGGCCAUUCAAAAUCAUAUGAAAUCAGGAGGUGCUAUACUUCCCUCUGAUUAUCUCGUGACCUGCCAGAUUUGACUUGAAUCUCUUCUCCUGAUUAGAUGAGAUCAUGUGAGUGCAAGUGGUAUUUGAGUGUUUUCUAUGUGGCUUGCAAGCCUGUAAGUACAUUGUGCUUUUCUGUAAUUAGUCAGAAACUACAGAUGCUAAAAAAAUGUUAAUCUCGCAUAUCUUGGAUUUACAUGUGCAAA